CAAAGACCGGAGCAUGGAGUCCGCUAACGUGUCGGCGAGUCUGUUUGGCAACGUGUCCUCCGUGCUACGGCCGGAGCCGCGCCUGUCCGCGGAGUCGCGCCUGCUGGGCUGGAAUGUUCCGCCAGAGGAGCUGCGUCACAUACCCGAGCACUGGCUUACGUACCCAGAGCCGCCCGAGUCGAUGAACUACCUGCUGGGCACUCUCUACAUAUUCUUCACGCUGAUGUCAAUGCUGGGCAAUGGGCUGGUCAUCUGGGUCUUCUCGGCAGCAAAGUCGCUGCGUACUCCCUCAAACAUACUGGUGAUCAACCUGGCCUUCUGCGACUUCAUGAUGAUGGUCAAAACGCCGAUAUUCAUAUACAACAGCUUCCACCAGGGCUAUGCCCUGGGGCACCUGGGGUGCCAGAUCUUCGGCAUCAUUGGCUCGUACACGGGCAUUGCGGCGGGUGCCACUAACGCCUUCAUAGCCUACGACCGCUUCAACGUUAUCACCCGACCCAUGGAGGGCAAGAUGACGCACGGCAAGGCCAUUGCCAUGAUCAUCUUCAUCUACAUGUAUGCCACCCCGUGGGUGGUGGCCUGCUACACGGAAACGUGGGGUCGCUUCGUGCCGGAGGGCUACCUGACCUCCUGCACCUUCGAUUAUCUGACCGACAACUUCGAUACCCGCCUCUUUGUGGGCUGCAUUUUCUUCUUCAGCUUCGUGUGCCCCACCACGAUGAUCACCUACUACUACUCCCAGAUUGUGGGCCACGUCUUUAGCCACGAGAAAGCCUUGAGGGAUCAGGCCAAGAAGAUGAACGUGGAUUCGCUGCGCUCGAAUGUGGACAAGAGCAAGGAGACGGCGGAAAUUAGGAUUGCCAAGGCGGCCAUCACGAUCUGCUUCCUGUUCUUCUGUUCCUGGACCCCCUACGGAGUGAUGUCGCUGAUUGGCGCCUUCGGGGACAAGAGUCUCCUGACCCCGGGCGCCACCAUGAUCCCAGCCUGCGCCUGCAAAAUGGUGGCCUGCAUCGAUCCCUUCGUCUAUGCCAUCAGCCAUCCCAGAUACCGCAUGGAACUGCAGAAGCGCUGUCCCUGGCUGGCGAUUAACGAGAAGGCACCGGAAUCGUCGGCCGUUGCCUCCACCAGCACCACGCAGGAGCAACAGCAGUCCACCGCCGCCUAAUAGAGUGGAAGCAGACCACCACCCAGACCGACCACGAUGAUGAUCUGAAUCGCCAACGAAAUCGUAAUACAAAAUGCCAAGGAAAAGCUGUAUAAAUAUUUAACAGAAUUCAACUACUGCUUCAAGUGUAACAAACGUUAUUUCCACUUAUAAUUUGUAGCGAUUUUUGUGUUUAUGAAUGAAAUAUAGUGAAAUUACUGCAUACCACA
Drosophila kikkawai is the source of this 1374-nucleotide messenger RNA. It is a transcript of the gene Rh3, whose product is annotated as Rhodopsin 3. Lineage: Eukaryota; Metazoa; Arthropoda; Insecta; Diptera; Drosophilidae. The record is from RefSeq and is a predicted model, not a curated record. Gene Ontology annotation, biological process: visual perception; cellular response to light stimulus; phototransduction. Gene Ontology annotation, cellular component: plasma membrane. Gene Ontology annotation, molecular function: G protein-coupled photoreceptor activity.